Molecule: messenger RNA, 9459 nt
Organism: Pseudophryne corroboree (corroboree frog)
Lineage: Eukaryota; Metazoa; Chordata; Amphibia; Anura; Myobatrachidae
Gene: NCOR1
Product: nuclear receptor corepressor 1
Exons: 49
Coding region: 804-8441 (2545 amino acids)
Biological process (GO): negative regulation of transcription by RNA polymerase II
Cellular component (GO): chromatin
Molecular function (GO): nuclear thyroid hormone receptor binding; transcription corepressor activity
Source: RefSeq, a predicted model, not a curated record
CGAGCCCGAUAGCGCUGCACCGCAGGUCCUUGCCGGGGUGUAGCACUCGUUUGUCGGCCUCAUGUUGUAACUAUCCUCGCGGUUCUCCGGCUCGGUCGUCGCAACGGGCACAGGCACAAGGUAGUGGUCUCAGCCGCUCGAGCCGCAGGGCUCUCCAUCUGAGCCGAUCGGACGCCAGCUCGGACUGCCCUGCCAGGACCGUGCGCGGCCGCUGUGUCCGAGAGGGAGGAGUGAUCCGGUUAGAUCCCCGGAGUAGACGCGCACACCCCAACCGGGGACAGGGAUCUCUCGAGACAUGACCCCCGGGCCAUAGUGAGGCAUCGCCAGCGGCCCCAAGACGAGCGGCGGAAACGGAGAGGACAAAAAUUGCAUAGGCAGGGGUGCACAAAAUGGCGGACACAUUGCGAAUUCUGCCCGGCUGACACUACGGAGCCUCGGCGGAUAUCACAGGACAAACAUAAGGACUCAGAAGAUCAAGGGCUAGGGACGGGACUACAGUCUACAGGGAGAGGCGUGUAUAUGGCUAAAUUGGCAAAAUAAAAAAAGAGCCAGUCAGGAGUUUUGUCUUAUCUGAAAGAUGAGACACAGCCAAUCCGGAGCUCUGGAGAACCCACUUGGCUUCUAGCUACCUGCUUUGCAUUUUUUUCGCUGGAUGGUGGAUUCACAUGAAUGCAGUGUAUACUCCUAAAGUCCUCACAAUUUCCACUGAUGAAUUCUAACAUUUUAUGAAAAAGUGGUUUCUUGACAACAUGACUGUACUUUGGCUUUGACCUUGCUCUUCAGUGAGGACCUUGAUUCCAAUUAUGUCAAGUUCAGGGUAUCCUCAGAACCAAGGAGCGUUCAGCAGUGAGCAGAGCCGCUACUCCUCCCACCCAGUACAAUAUACCUUUUCUAGCGGUCGGCACCAGCAGGAUUUUCCUCUCUCCGAGUACCGCAAUGCUCAUUUGGAAGCCUCCCAGCUUUUGCAGCAACAGCAGCUUCGAAGGCGGCCAUCUUUGCUAUCUGAAUUUCACCCUGGGUCAGACAGGCCCCAGGACAGGCGAUCAGGGUAUGAACAGCAAUACCAUUCCAUGUCACAGGGUGACCAUGAGACCCUGGAAUCAAAGAGACCACGGCUAGAUCAAGGUGACUCUCACUACCGUGUCAAUGCUGCUUCUGCCCUGCCUCUUGUACCUUCCAUCCAGGAGGGGCUUCGGUCACAAGAUGGUAAAAAGGAUCAAGGCUUGUCUGGCAAGCAUGACGUACUUCCAUCUCCCCUCUCUGGAGCCGCUACGGAUGACCAGGAUGCAUCACCCUCCAAACUAUCGAAGGAAGAAUUAAUACAAAGCAUGGACCGAGUGGAUCGUGAGAUUGCUAAAGUCGAACAGCAGAUUCAGAAAUUGAAGAAAAAACAGCAACAGCUUGAAGAAGAAGCAGCCAAACCUCCGGAGCCCGAGAAGCCUGUCUCCCCUCCACCUGUGGAACAGAAGCACCGUAGCAUAGUCCAAAUUAUUUAUGAUGAAAAUCGGAAAAAAGCAGAGGAAGCGCACAAGAUCUUUGAAGGUCUAGGUCCAAAAGUUGAGCUGCCACUUUAUAACCAGCCCUCAGACACUAAGGUUUAUCAUGAAAACAUCAAGACAAAUCAGGUGAUGAGGAAAAAACUAAUUUUGUUUUUCAAGAGAAGGAACCAUGCUAGAAAGCAAAGGGAACAGAACAUUUGUCAGCGUUACGAUCAGCUGAUGGAAGCCUGGGAGAAAAAAGUGGACAGAAUAGAAAAUAACCCACGGAGAAAAGCUAAGGAGAGCAAAACCCGGGAAUACUACGAGAAACAAUUCCCCGAAAUCCGCAAACAGCGUGAACAGCAGGAGAGAUUUCAGAGAGUUGACAAAAAUGUCCGAAUGGUGUGUUUCAGAGUUGGUCAGAGGGGAGCGGGACUAUCUGCCACCAUCGCCAGGAGCGAGCAUGAGAUCUCUGAAAUCAUUGAUGGUCUGUCUGAGCAGGAGAAUAAUGAAAAACAAAUGCGACAGCUCUCUGUUAUACCACCUAUGAUGUUUGAUGCAGAGCAGCGACGGGUGAAGUUCAUUAACAUGAAUGGCUUAAUGGAAGAUCCAAUGAAGGUCUACAAAGAUCGCCAGUUCAUGAAUGUCUGGACCGACCACGAGAAGGAAAUCUUCAAAGAAAAAUUUGUUCAGCAUCCUAAAAACUUUGGCCUGAUUUCUUCUUGUCUAGAAAGAAAGAAUGUCGCAGAUUGUGUGUUAUACUAUUAUUUAACUAAGAAAAAUGAAAACUUUAAAGCUCUUGUAAGAAGAAAUUACGGCAAGCGAAGAGGACGAAACCAGAAGGAUUAUGUAAAACGGGUGAGUGGCAGGCUGGGAGAGCUACAUUUCUAUCAACAGAUUGCACGCCCUUCUCAGGAAGAAAAGGAAAUUGAAAAAGUAGAGGAGGAGAAAACCGAAAAAAAUGAGAAAAAGGAAGAAGAGCGCAGGGAAGAGGAGGAAAAAGAGGAUAAGGAGGAGUUUAGAGAGAACACCAAAGACAAAAUUGAAAUUGUAGCAGAAGACAUGGAAGAAAGGGAACAGUCCACUCCGAAGGGACGUAAAACUGCAAACAGCCAAGGUCGGCGGAAAGGCCGAAUUACUAGGUCAAUGGCAAAUGAGGCUGCUGCUGCAAAUGCUUCUACAUCAUCACCUGCUACUCCUCCUGCUCCACCAGCGCCUGUGUCUGCCCCGACGGAGGAGUCUCCGCUGCCUGCAGCGUCUUCACAGGAGCAAACUUCUGCAGAGACCGUGGAGACCUCCCGUUGGACUGAAGAAGAAAUGGAAGUUGCUAAAAAAGGCUUGGUGGAACAUGGUCGUAACUGGGGAGCUAUCGCCAAGAUGGUUGGAACGAAGAGUGAAGCCCAGUGUAAAAAUUUCUACUUCAAUUACAAAAGGAGGCACAAUCUGGAUAAUUUGCUGCAGCAGCACAAGCAGAAAACUCCCCGCAGGCCACGAGAAGAGCGAGAUGUCUCACAAUGUGAUAGUGUGGCUUCUACGGUGUCUGCUCAGGAGGAUGAGGACAAUGACGCUUCUAACGAUGAAGAAAAUCCUGAAGACAGUGAAGGUGCAGAUAACAGUUCAGACACUGAAAGUGCUCCAUCUCCUUCACCUGUGGAAGGGGCUAAACAAGCAGAUGAAACACAAGACAGAAGCACUUCUGCUUCAUUAACUACAGCCCCUUCCCCCGAGCAAGACCCUGCUUGCAAACCAGCAUCCACUGCAUCCCCCUCCACUGCUGCACAGAAUGUAAAGACACCUGAUAAUCAGUACCCAGAGCUAGAGGUAAAGGAGGAAAUAAACACUGAACCCGAGGAGGCCAUGCAGCUGGAGGAGAGGAGUGAGAGUACAGAGCCUAAACCUGUUCCCAGCCUCCAAGUUAAUACCAAAGUGGAACCUGUUGAAGCAGAGGUGAAGCUACCAGAUGGUGCCCAAGUGAAAAUAGAGGAAGAUACCAAAGACAGAGAGCUAGAAAGAAGUAAGGAAAAGUCAGAACCUGCAGACAUGCAGUAUGUCCCCAGCCAGAUCCCAACACACUUAAGGCCAGAGUCUCACUCAGACAAUGACUCCAGUGCCACAUGUAGCGCAGAUGAGGAAGUAGAUGGAGAGCCUGACAGGUCAAGAGUGUAUAAUAUGGAUUCUAAACCUUCACUGUUAAACCCAACUGGAACAAUUUUGAUAUCUCCUUCCAUGAAGCAGGGAGCAAUGGAUCUGCAGCAAUUACACCACCGUGCUGCUGUCAUACCACCAAUGGUAUCUUGUAGUCCAUGUAAUAUACCAACAGGAACACCUGUCUCUGUAAAUAGUCACUUUAGUUUGUACCAGCAACAUCUCCGAUCAUUGCAUGAAAACAACUUUUUAGAAGAGCAAAGGCAGAGGCAGGAACAGCUCAAUAUGGAAAGCAGGAGAUCGGCCAGUCCAGCCAAGAGUCCAAGCAUUGAAUGGGAAGGAAAAUCUGUGUAUAUGCCUUAUGCUGCUGAAGUCAAGCGUGCACUGGAACAUGAAGCUCAAAUGCAAAAUGCUGCACGGUCCGUUUCACCAUACAGAAUGUCCCCACGAGAUGUCGGCAAAGCUUCUCCGCAAGCAGACCUGAAUCCUGUCCGUUAUUGUGUUCCCCCAGUACUGCAGCCUGCGCCCCAUCAGGUGAUCACUUCUUUAGCAGAUGGAACACGUCUGCCGGUGACUCGACCAACCCGCCCACCUCCGCCUCUGAUUCCAUCAUCCAAAACUUCAAUAUCCUCUUCCGAUAAACCCUCUUUCAUAAUGGGAGGAUCUAUAUCCCAGGGAACACCUGGCACUUAUUUAACAACUCUCAGCCAGCAGCCCUAUGGCCAAGAACCAGUUAAGCCUUCUGUUGGCUCCAUCUCUCUUGGGCUACCAAGGCAGCAGGAAUCUGCUAAAGCUGGUUCUUUGGCCUACAUCAAACAAGAAGAGUUCUCACCCCGUGGCCAGAGUUCUCAGCCUGAAGGGCUCCUCGUCCGUGCACAGCAUGAAGGUGUUGUCAGAGGUACUAUGACUGCACUGCAGGAGGGGAGCAUCACUAGAGGCACUCCUGCCACCAAAGUUCCAAUGGAAUCUAUGUCCUCUCAUCGAGGGUCCAUUACUCAGGGUACUCCAGCACUGUCACAGUCUGGUAUCGCUGCUGAUGUCUUACUGAAGACAACCAUCACCAGACUGGCUACUGAGGAUAUGAGCAGUCCAGAGAAGUGUCGGGAGGAGUCCUCUGCUAAAGGCCACGUCAUUUAUGAGGGAAAGAGCGGACAUAUUGUAUCAUACGAUUCUGCUAUGAAGAAUCUACGAGAUGGUACCCGGAGUCCAAGAAGUGUUCCAGAGAUGACACUGAAGAGAACCUAUGAUGCCAUGGAAGGAAAUAUAAAGCAGAACUUGUCUGUGAGAGAAUCUGCUGUAUCGGCACCAAUGGAAGGAUUGAUAUGUCGUACUCUACCCAAAGGCAGCCCCCACUCAGAGCUGAAAGAGAGGCAGGUCAUGACUGGCUCAAUCAUGCAAGGCACACCUAGAGCCACAUCUGAGAACUUUGAAGAAGGGCUCAAGUAUGCUAAGCAAAUAAAACGUGAAAGUCCUCCAAUAAGGUCAUUUGAAGGAGCCAUCACCAAGGGCAAGCCUUAUGAUGGUGUCACUACAAUCAAAGAAAUGGGACGCUCCAUUCAUGAAAUCCCCAGGCAGGACCUCAUUAGUCAAGAAAGUCGCAAGACCCCAGAAAGUUCUAGGACAAUAAUGGAAGGUUCAAUUUCCCAGGGAACACCUAUAAAACAUGAAGGUUCUUCUGGUCAAUCAACCAUCAAACACAACGUGAAGUCCUUGAUCAUGGGUCCAAGUAAGUUGCCACGUGGGGUGCCACAAAUGGAGAUGAUGCCAGAAAAUUUAAAAGUGGUCGAUAGAGCAAAAUAUGAAGACUCUAAAUCCUCUGAUGCUAUUCGAUCACGUCACACAUCCGUAGUCAGUUCUGGUACGUCAGUGCUCCGGUCAACUCUACAUGAAGCCUCAAAGUCCCAGUUGAGCCCUGGAAUUUAUGAGGAUGCCAAUGCCAGGAGAACUCCAGUGAACUAUCCCAGCCCUAUGUCCAGAAGUUCACCUAUGGCACGGACAUCAGAAGGUGGACUUACUCCAGGAAAGUCUUCCAGUCAUGAGAGAAAAAACACCUUAACCCCCACACAAAGAGAGAACAUUGUAGUGAAGUCCCCUGUUCCUGGUGUAGAUCCAUCCUCUGCUCACAGUCCCUUUGAUCCUCAUAUGCGGGGCGCCACCCCUGGAGAGGUCUAUAGAGCUCAUCUGCCUCCUCACCUCGAUCCUAUCCAGUUCCACAGAGCGUUGGAUCCCGCUGCUGCAGCCUACUUGUUUCAAAGACAGCUGUCCCCAACCCCUGGCUACCCUAGUCAGUACCAGCUCUAUGCCAUGGAGAACACACGACAGACCAUCUUAAAUGACUACAUCACUUCCCAGCAGAUGCAGGUUAAUUUAAGACCGGAUGUCAGCAGAGGGCUUUCCCCAAGAGAACAAGGGUUAGCUAUUCCAUAUCCAGGUGCACGAGGAAUUAUCGACUUAACCAACAUGCCACCUACUAUUUUGGUACCUCACCCUGGAGGAACAAGUACUCCACCGAUGGACAGAAUUACAUACAUACCAGGGACACAGCUGGCAUUCCCUCCCAGACCAUACAACCCAGCUUCCAUGUCUCCAGUUUAUUCCUUAGGACAUCCAUCACACCUAACUGCUGCAUCCUCUGCCAAUGCUGAAAGGGAGCGUGAGAGAGAGCGCGAGCGAGAAAAGGAACAGCGCGAUAGGGAACGGGAAAGAGAGAGAGAUCGGGAGAGGGAGCGAGAGAGAAUGGUUGCUGCAGCUGCUGCCUCCCAGAAUGAACAUUACCUGCGGCCUGUCACAGAGCAGCCUGGUAGGCCGGGAAGUCACGGAAGUCACGGAUAUUUGCGUUCCCCCUCACCAUCAGUCCGCUCCCAGGAGAACAUGAUACAGCAAAGGCCAAGUAUAUUACAUGGAGCUAACGGGAAAAGUGUUAUCACACCUUUAGACCCUGCACAACUACGAAUCAUGCCUCUCAAUCCCGGAGGGCCCUCCAUCACCCAGGGAAUUCCAGCCUCCCGCUACAGCACUGCAGCUGAUGCAUUAGCUGCCUUAGUAGAUGCAGCAGCUUCUGCGCCACAAAUGGAAGUCUCCAAACCAAAAGAAAGCAAGCUGGAUUCUGCACGAUCAGAGGAGAACAUGGCCAGGCGUGCAGCAUUAGAGCAACAGCAAAUGGAAUCUGAGCGUAGACUGGUACAAAGCCCAUACACCUCAUCCAGCUUCUCUAGCAGCAAGUCGCAAAGCCAGCCAUCCCCAGCCGUGUACUCUGAGGCUGGUAAAGAUAAAACUGCACAUACAAAAUCACGAUAUAUGGAGGAGUUAAGGACAAGAGGAAAGACCACUAUAACUGCAGCUAACUUCAUAGAUGUCAUCAUAACACAGCAGAUAGCCUCUGACAAAGAUGCUCGCGAGCGAAGUUCACAGAGCUCCGAUUCCUCCAGUAGCUUGUCUUCCCAUCGCUUCGAGCCUCCAAGGGACACCAUAGAAGUCAUCAGCCCAGCAAAUUCACCAGUGCCGGUACAGGAAAAAGAGACCUACCAACAAGAAGUCCCUAAGCCAAGCCAGCCAGAAAAUGAAAGUAGCCGACAAUAUGAAGGACAGCCCAGUCGCUACCGGACGCAACAGGAGUCCCCCUCACCACAGCAGCCAGCACCCACACAUGUGCCUCAAACUCAUAGACUGAUCACGCUAGCCGAUCAUAUAUGUCACAUUAUAACACAAGACUUUGCCAGGAAUCAGUCUGCCACCCAGGCUUCUCAGCAGCCCCCCACAUCUACAUUCCAGAACACUGCCCCACCAUCAGCCCCUGUCCGGUCCAAGCCAUCCAACAGGUUCAGCCCUGACUCACAGGCCCAGCCUAUGCACCAUCAGCGGCCCGCUUCUAGGGUGUCUCCUGAAAACAUGCCUGACAAGCCUCGAGGAAGGCCUGGAAAGUCACCAGAGAGGGGGCACAUCAGUGAGCCAUACGAGCCUAUAUCACCUCCACAGGUCCCAAUUAUGCAUACAAAGCAGGAUAAUAUGAUGUUAAUGUCCCAGAGACCGGAGCCUGCUGAACAAAGGACUGACUCUCGUUCUCCGGGAAAUAUAAAUUAUCUCCCCUCCUUCUUCACCAAGUUGGAAAACACUUCCCCUAUGGUGAUGUUCAAGAAACAAGAGAUUUUUCGUAAGUUAAUCUCCUCUGGUGGCGGUGACUCUGACAUGGCAGCUGCUCAACCAGGAACAGAAAUUUUUAACCUGCCAGCUGUCACUACCUCAGGAGCCAUCAGCUCUCGAGGUCAUUCCUUUGCUGAUCCCGCCAGUAAUCUGGGUUUAGAGGACAUUAUCCGCAAAGCUUUAAUGGGUAAUUUUGAUGACAAAUCAGAUGACCAUGGUGUCCUAAUGGGAGUAGCACAAGGCAACUCUUCAGGGUCUUCAAGCAAUGAUGGUCGCAGAGAUGAAGCAAAUCCAUCACCCAAUUCAGGCGGAGGAACCACCAAGCAAAAGCUGAUAAGUAAAUCUGGCAGCCGCAAAAUGAAGUCCCCCAUUUCUGGCAGCCAGGCAUACAUGGGGGCUGAACGGCCCUCUUCUGUCUCCUCCGUUCAUUCAGAAGGAGAUUACAGGCAGGCUCCAGCGUGGGCCUGGGAAGACCGACCUUCUUCCACAGGGUCCACCCAGUUCCCAUACAACCCAUUAACUAUGGGAAUGCUGAACAGUACUCCUCCAUCUUCUAUAGCAUGUGCACCCCCCUCAAUGACGCAGAGUUCUGCUCACCAGCAGGGCAGGAUAUGGGAACGGGAGCCAGCACCUCUCCUAUCGUCACAGUAUGAAACCCUGUCUGACAGCGAUGACUGAAACACUUUGGAAUACAGAACUGCAUGUCUACGGAUUCCAACAGUAAUGUCUCAAAUCAGGGCCUGGAAGACUUUUCCUAAAGAGAGCCACAGGCUGAGCAAGAGGCCACCUUCCUGCACAGGGAACUAUAGAGUCGUGUACAAAUAAUAAUGGAUAUCCGCCUGCUUUGUCCAGGCCUGCUAUUAGCAGAAUGUAAUUAGUAGAGUUAAAGUUCCACAUUAAUAUGUAAAGAAGUUUGAAAGGAGAAGAAGAAAAAGUGUAUUAUUGGACAACUACCAAUUUACAGCUAUUUGUAAAAAACAAACAAAAAAAAAACAAUGUCCUUAAAUCAUUAUUCUGUAAAUAUUUGCAGUGUUUUUUUCCCCUUUGCUCUAGUAUGGUGUAUGUAUGUUUUAAAUCAAUGCCCCAUAGAAUUUGUUUUUGUCUCCUGGAUGAUACUGAACAUUGAUUGCCAGCCCUAAUUAAUUGUUCUGCACCUUAUAAUAACUGGCCAGGUUUAGCAGUCAUCAAACAAAGUUUUGCUUAGAAAGAGCAGCAUAAACUCACCUUUUUAUAUUCAGGAAAAGUGUGAAGGAAAAUACAUUUUAGAACCAUUCGUUUCAUUUUUAACCUGUGGCUUAAAUGCUAAAUCUUGUUUAAAAAGAAACCAAACUUUUUUUAUUAAUAAAUAAAUAUAUAUAUAUAUAUAUAUAUAUAUAUAUAUAUAUAUAUUUUUUUUUUUUUUUUAUCAGACCUACAUCUGAACGAAGCUUUUCUGCACUAGCAAUGACCAUUGCAAAGUCGUGUCUGUGAAUUUUAGGUUCUGGUUGUUUUUAUCCUUUGUAGGAACAUAUUCCCCAAUAGAUAUAUGUGUAUAAACCGGAUUGUCACCAAUCUAAAGACAGAUUGGUGCAGUAGAUUUUUUUUUUUAAUAUUAUUAUUAUUAUUUUAAUUUUUUAUUUUAUUUUAAUUUUUUUCCCCUCACAGCUUUCAUUUAAAUCUAUACAUGGAUUGUAAUAAAAUGUUUUGCGCAACUGAA